ACGAUACUGGUACUACUGCAAUGUCUUCGGCGGGCAAGAUCACCAUCCGACCGCGCAGAAGCACCGCAGGGCCGUCCAAAUUGCCCAGCGCUCAACCGAGCGCGACGCCCACACCCGACCCAGAGCCUGCAGACGCGCAAACCGACAACACCCCGGGAACGCCGUCUGAGCCCGCGAUUGACGUCGACGGGUCUGAUGCGGACGCAGAACUUGUUGCUGAGACGCCGGUGGUGCCGGUGAAGCGUGGACCGGGCAGGCCCCGCGGGUCGAGAGGGCGCGGGAGAGGGAGGGGUAAGGGGAUCACGAUCAAGUUGCCCGGAAGGCACCACGAGGCGGCGGGGGAGGACGGGGACGCGUCGAAUGUGGAGGGAGGGGCGGCGGCGAGUCCGGCGCCGGAUGCGGGUGGGGAGGCGGAGGAGCCUGUGGGGAGAGGCAAGCCGUUCAGGACGGUGAACGGUGUGGCAUAUAUCAUCGAGGGCGAUGAGCUUCAAACCGAAGACGACCCGAAAGGUGACACGAAGAUAGACGUGCACGGGAAUUUACUCGGAGGGAGAGAAUUCCGAGCAGCGACGUUCAGGUUGCCAAACCGCGACCCCAACCGAAUGUACAUGCUCGCAAUCGACGCCGCGCGCACAUCCGGGUUCCGCGACUCGCUGUACUACUUUCGACGGAACCCGAAGGCGUAUAAACUCAACGCGACGCAGGCGGAGAAAGACUACCUCAUUGCCGAGGGCAAGCUCGGUGGGCAUCUCAAGACGCGCAGCGUCACGCUCAUCACCGCGCGAAGCGCGUACAAGCUGCACGGCGCGAAGAUGAUCAAAGACGGCCGAUGGGUCGUAGACGACUACUACGAGGACCAGGCGCUGGCAAGCAUCACCGAGCAGGGUCUACGAGCAGGCGACCCCGUCGGCGAGCUGCCAGAUCCGCGCGCGAACGCGAAGGCGGCGGCGGAGGCGGCCGACGCCGAAGCGGCGCAAGGCCCGCGCGGCACGGGCGGCGGGAUGUAUCGCGCCGGGGGCGCGACGACGCUCUUCGGUGGGAGCGGAUGGGGCCCAUUCAGCGAGGGCCCGCUGAACGCGGUUAAGAAGAGUUACUACGGCCGCGAGGGCCUGACGGAGGAGAACUGGAUGUGGGUCGCGGCUGAGCGGACGCUGCGCGCGAACGCGGAGUGGCGCCGGCUCAGGGCGGACGGGCUGAAGGCGGUGGGCGGGAUAUUGGGAGAUAGAGGGACGAAGCGGCGGAAGACCGAGUAUGGGCAAGAUCGGCUGCCGAUGGGGAUCUACGAGCCGCAAACGGGUGUGGUACUGUACCGGUCGGAUACGCAGCCGACGCGGAGCAGGUGGGAAGCGCUCCCGGACGAGGGGGAGAAGCGGGCGGUAUUGGGCGGGACGAAGGUCGGGAACGGCGCGUGGGCGCUGGCAUGGGUAGACACCGUGAUGGAGCUCCCGACGGACGACGAGCGCGAUCCGGAUGCCGACAAGCGCGCGGAGCUCCUCGAGUCCGUACGAUGA
Molecule: messenger RNA, 1511 nt
Organism: Punctularia strigosozonata HHB-11173 SS5
Lineage: Eukaryota; Fungi; Basidiomycota; Agaricomycetes; Corticiales; Punctulariaceae
Exons: 5
Coding region: 21-1511 (496 amino acids)
Source: RefSeq, a predicted model, not a curated record